AAGAAAUUGGCCGGAUAGCUUAACCGGCACUUGACGCCACACCAUCAACAAACACGAUGGCCGACAGCGACGUCACCCAGCGAGUAAAUCUCUCGUGCGCUUCAAUCUUGGACACAGCAUUCACAUGCCCGCUGGACAUCAAUCACGGACGUUUUACCGAACUGGAGCGUUUGACUCAUGCGACGGACGGUGGUCCGAUCUUUGGCGGUGCUUCCGCGCCAACCAAAUGGAUGCUGAAAAAGCUACGGAGUAUCUGAAGGACACGAACUUGGACCCCACGAAGAAGCAACACGCUGCGUCGGUGUGGAACCUCAAGACCACCCCAGGCUGGUAGACGUUGCAUCUUUGUGUUAAUUGCGGUCGUCGAUCGCCCCAACUUGUUUAAUUGCAUGGCCAUGUCUUUCUGCUUGCAGGUUUAUAUUGCUCCAGGUUUAUAGCUCCAGCUCGUGAAACGAGCUCCAUCGGUCCCUUAUCAGCGCCGUCUACCAAGUCAAAGCUUGGUCGUACUUUAUACACACAGGCCAGAGGCGUACGCGCAUCUCCAACUCCCUUAUCCUGAUAAGCUGAG
Molecule: messenger RNA, 568 nt
Organism: Aphanomyces invadans
Lineage: Eukaryota; Oomycota; Saprolegniomycetes; Saprolegniales; Verrucalvaceae
Exons: 2
Coding region: 125-334 (69 amino acids)
Source: RefSeq, a predicted model, not a curated record